GGAAGCGCUAGGACCUGGGACCAUCCAGUGAAAUGAAAGUAGAAUGAGAAACCCCCGCUGACAGCCAUCGUCGCAGCUUUCCCGUCGCUGUGCACCUUAAGCUUUGAAACAAAGGCGCACUUGAAUCUUUCAAUUGCAUACCAUUCAGGCGCCGCGCUUACAUCAGCGCCAAAUUCCACUAGUUCAGUGCUCGCCAAGUAACCAGUUCGGCUCGCUGGCCAUUUUGAAGACAGCCAUCACUUACCUCAGUGAACACAUGCUUUAAUCAACUGAUGGUGCUCGGAGCACCUCGGAGCGGGCGCGGCAGUGCAAAUUCGUUGCGAGGUCCACUCGCUUUGUUGUGCCUUAUCCUGCUUGUUGAAUUGAACGAUUGCCAUGCCGCAGUCGGCGCGGAUGCACGGCCGGCGGACAAAUCAACUCGGCGGGGCUGGGGCAGUCGUACCCUGCAGCGGCGGCGAAGGGUGCAGCAGGCGUCUGCGUCGGGCGACCCGCCCACCCCCACCAGCAGCGCCCCCACCACCCCCACCCCCUCCGUCGCCACCUCCGCUGCGCCCGACCUGUACUCGCACCUGGCCGCCUCCUUCCCUGGCCGGGCGCUGUGGGAGCGCAUCCUGGCCCCCGGGCUGGCGCCGCUGGCGCCUCAGCUGGCGGACCCGACCUUCCGCGGCACACUGCUGUGGCCCAAGUACUCGGUGUUCAACACGGACCGCACCUGGCGGGCGCUGUUAACCGCCGACGGCUCGCAGCCCGUCAACGACACCGCCCUGGCGGUUGUACGGCGGUUGCUGUCCAACCACCUGCUGCCGGGGGUGCUGCUGCUGCCGCCCGACAGUAGCAGUGGCGGUGGCGGGGGGCAGGAGGCGGGGGAGGUGGCGUCGGGUAGCGUUGUGGCGACUGCGGCAGACGGCGGCAGCGGCAGUGGCGAGGCGGCGGCGGCGGUGGUGCGGGUGACAUGGAGGGACGCGGGGAACUCGUCCGCCGCUGCUGGUGCUGGUGCUGGUGCUGGUGCUGGUACUGGUGCUGGUGUGGCGCCGCUGGAGGUCACUGUGGUCGCCGCCAGUGCCGGUGCAGGUGCCGGUGCCGCUGGUAUUGCCGAUGCCGCUGACACGGGAGCCCCCACCUCGCGGGGGGUUGGGGCGCAGUGGCCGGUGCUGGUGGGCCAGGCUGUGGUGUGGGUGGUGGACGGGCUGCUGCUGCCCCUCGGUGUGGCCGAGCUGCCCACCACCAACACCAGCAGCUCCGCCACCAACCUGUACGACUACUUCUCGGGGGCACUGGACCCGGCGCUGUGGGGCAUCAUGCGCGGGGCCAUGACGGCGGCGGACGUGGCGGCGCUGCAGGACCCCACGGCCGCCACCACCGCCUUCGUGCCCAGCGCCCAGGCUGUGAUGUCCAACCCGGCGCUGCUGCCGCUGGUGCUGCAGCCCGCAGCCAACGGCCCCGCCAUCAGGAGGCUGUGGCUGCGGCACCUGGUGCUGGGCUCCGGCCUCAGCGCCUACGCCCAGCUGGCCGACGGGCUGGUGCUGCACAGCUGGGCGGGCGAGGCGCUGACCGUGCGGCACAACGCCACGGUGCCGCUGCCGCUGGUCAAUGGCUUCGGAGUCCACACACCCGUGCGGGUGGGCAAGUCGGGCGUGUGGACGCUGGACGGCGUCAUCAUGCCGCCGCCGCCGCCGCCGUCGCCACCCGCGCCGCCGCGCCCGCCGCCCAGCCUGCCCGGCCCGCCCCGGCCGCCGCGGGCCCCGCCCUCGCCGCCGCGGCCGCCACCGGCGCCGCGUCCCCCGCCGCCGGCGCCGCCGCUUCCACCCCUGGUGCCGGCCCCACCCCCCUCGCCCUCGCCCGCACCCGCCACGCCCCUGCCACCGGCGGCACCCACACGUCCACCCUCUCCUCCGGCAGCGGCAGCCGGCGGCCCCCAGGAGCAGCCGACUGGGGCCGCGGGUGUGCCAUCCCCUCCACCUCCCUCGCCACCACCUCCCUCGCCCCCACCUCCCCCUCCCUUACCUCCCCCUCCUCCACCUCCUCCACCUCCCUCUCCGCCCUCCCCGCCCUCCCCGCCCGCGCCUCCCGUUCCCCCUCCUGCCCCUCCCCCCGCCGCCCCCGCCUCCUCCACCCCCCGGCGCAACCUCACAUUCGGCUCCACCGGCAAACACUUCCGAGACAUGUACCAGCUGGUGGCGGGCGUGCCGGAGCUGUCGGGUGUGGCGCUGAUGGAGGCCGCCAUCGCCGCCGCCUCGGGCGCCUCGCUCAUCGGCGUCAUCCCGCCCCAGAUCCAGUUCACUCUGUUCGCGCCGCAGGCCUCGGCUGUGGCGGCCCGCGCGACCCGCCUGGCGCUGGCCCCCCUGGACGUGGCGCUGGACAUGGUGGCGCUGGUGCUGGUGGACCGCGCCCUGCCCAGCAGCGACUUCGCGGAGGGGCUGCGGCUGCGCACCGGCACCAACAGCCCCGAGCUGGCGCUCACCUUCGACUGCGUAAUGCACGUGGACGCAGCCACAGGCGCCGUCACGGUGCAGGGCCCCUACAACGCCAUUGAGGUCCUGGGUGCGGACGUGUUUGUGGCCGACCCCUCGGACGCCGAGGAGCCGGGCGGCUGGGGCCCGCCAUUCGGGGUGGUGCACCUGGUGUCCGGCUUCCUGCUGCGCGAGCCGCCGCCGCCGCCGCCGCCGUCGCGGUCGCCGUCGCCACCGCCGCCGCCGCUGUUGGUGUCACCGCCGCCGCCCGCCCAGCAACCUUAUGACCCGGACUGUGCGGGAGAAGGCGGCCUGGCCAGCGACCGCGACCCGCCUGUGGUGGGCAUGGCCGCGGACUGUGGUGUAGUGGGCGAUGUGAGCGCCAUGACGCAGAACGGCGUGUGCAGCGACGGAGGCGGCAAGUGCCCCUGGUACGCGGCGGAGGACCGGGUGGGCGACAAGCCGCCACUGGACGUCACCUUCCGACUGGUGCUGCAGCUGCCGGACGGCAGCCGCUCCUCCGGCCGCAACGCACUGGCGCUGCCCUGCCGCCGCCGCCCCGCCGCCUCCGACCCCGCCGGCCUGGCCAGCCGCUACUACCAGCCGCAGCUGUACCUGCAGCUGGAGCCGCCGCUGCAGCUGCGGCCGGGGCAGGCGCUGGUGCUGCAGGCGCGCGACGCCGCCUGCGCCGACCCGGGCCGCUGGGGCGACGCGCUGGUGCUGGCGCCGGCCGGGUGGCGCAGCUUCCUGUGGCUGGAGGGCGGCGUGCCGCGGCCGGCCUGCCCGGAGAGGGCUCCCCCGGUCCCCCCAGCGCCGGCGCCGCCGGUUGCGCCGCCGCUGGCGCCCCUGCCUCCGCCGCCGCCGCCGCCCGAGCCGCCCGCGCCACCAGUGGUGCGCAGCCUGCACCUGCCGCUGCCGCCCGUGACCCACCACUGCCGCAUCGUAGUCACCCGCCAUGCAGCCGGUGGCGCUACUGCCGCUGCCGCUGCCACUGCUACUGCCACUGCUGCUUCCAUCGAUUGCUGGACGGCAGGCGGCAGUAGCAGUAGCAGUAGCAGUAGCAGUAGCAGUAGCAGCAGCAGUAGCAGUAGUAGCAGCAGCAGCAGCAGCAGUAGCAGCAGCGCGGCGCCGCUACAGCUGCAGCUGCAGCUGGGCCGCUCGCUGGCCGCCGCGCUGCAGUCAUCGCCGUCGGCUCCCGACUCGGGCUCCGUGCGAGGAGCCCAGGUGGUGGCCUGGUCCCGACACCAGCAGCAGCAGCCCCCGGCAGUAGCAGCAACAACAGCUGCAGUAGCAGCGGCGGCGGCGGCAGUAGGCGGCGGUGACGCUAGCGCAGCCGCUAGUGACGACGGGGGGCAGUCAGCAGAGGAUGUGCAGGCGCAGGCGGGGCAGGAGGAGGACGAGGACUGGGGCCUGACCAUGACGAUGACGGGCAGUGCGGGCAGUGGUGCGGGCGAUGGUGCGGGCGUGCCCUACCCCUACCCCUACCUGCACCUGCGCCUGGUGGACUGCGUGUGGCGGGGCCUGCCGCUCAGCCGCACCGGGCCGCUGAUGCACCUGCGCAUGACGGGCGGGGCUGCUGCAGGGGCCGCUGGGGCCGCCGCCGCCUCCGGCCCCACCCCCGCUGCCUUCCUCACCCUGGAGAACGUCACGCUGUCCGACCUGACAGGCAGCAGUAGCAGUGGCAGUGGCAGCAGCAGCAGCAGCAGCGGUGGCAGCAGUAGCAGUGGCACCAGCACCGGCUCCGCCUCCUCCUCCUCCUCCUCCUCCUCCUCGCCGGCUGCGGCUGCGGCUGCGGCAGCAGCUGCCGCCGCCGGCUCUGGCGCCGGCUCCCCAACCUCCACCUCCACCUCGACCUCGACACCGGCCGAGGCGGAGGCCGAGGCGGAGGCCGAGGCGGAGGCGGAGGCGGAGGCGGAGGCCGGGUCCGCCGCCGCCGCCGCCGCCAGCUCACUGCUGGUUCCGCCGGUGCCCACGCUGUUGCUGGUGGGGUCAGUGGUGGAGGGCAAUGAGGUGGUGGCGGCGUCUGCUGGGGGCGGCGGCAGCGGCGGCGGCGGCGGCGGCCUGCAGUGCGGCGGGUCUGGUGGCGGCGGCGGACUGAUGGACACUGCGGCGGCGGCGGAUGGGCUGCUGGGCUUUGGGGCGGUGGUCGUGACAGCAGGCGGUGGCAGCAGCAGUGCUGGUGAUGACGGUGGUGGUGGCGGUGUGGCGGUGUGGGUGGAGGACAGCGUGCUGCGGGGCAAUGUGGGCGGCUGCGGCGCGGCACUUGCGGUGCUGCUGCUGGUCCAGGCGCAGGCGGCGGCGGCGGCGGCGGGCGGCGCCUCCGCGGCUGCGGCUGUGGUGCUGUCGGGCGUCACGGCGGAGGCCAACAGCGCGGCGCACGCGGGCGGGGUGCUCUACAUGCAGCAGAUCAUUGAGAGGCCAGUGGCGGUGGCGGACGCGUCUGCUGCUGCCGGCGGCAGUGGUGCUACAGCCGCCGACGACGCCGACGCCGCCGCUGCCCUGGCGGCGCCGCUGCAGCUGCAGCUGCAGGUGGUGGGUCGCAGCCGCCUGCUGCGCAACGCCGCUGGCGCCCGCGGCGGCGCGGUGUGCGCGGACGGCGGCGGUGGCGCCGCUGUCAACAUCAGUCUGGCUGGCGGCAGUGUGCUGGAGGACAACACGGCGGGCGAGGCGGGCGGCGGGCUGUGGGCGGCGCGGCUGGCGGGCCUCAGCCUGGCGGGCGGCAGCUUCCUCAGGCGCAAUGCCGCAGUGGCAGGGUCGGGCGGCGGACUGUUUGUGGAGGGCGGUGCGGAGUGGGUGUCGGUGGUGGACGGCUCGGGUGUGGUGGGCAACACGGCGGCGGCGGCGGGCGGCGGGCUGCGGGUGGGCGGGGACCUGAUAGCGCUGACGCUGGCGCGCGGCGGGCGCAUGGCGGGCAACGUGGCGGGCGGCGCGGGCGGCGGGCUGGCGUGCGGCGGCGAGCUGAAGAACGUGGCGGUGCGGGACGGCGCUGCGGCGGAGGGGAACCGGGCGCGGCUGGGCGGCUGGCUGCAUGUGGCUGCCAAGGUGGGCGGGCUGCUGGUCAGCGGCGGCGGCGCCGUGGUGAGCGGCAACAGCGCCGCCACCUCGGGCGGAGCGGUGUGGAGCGGCAGCGCCGCAAGCACGGUGUGGGUCACAGGCGGCGGCGAGGUGGUGGGCAACACUGCGGGCGACACGGGCGGCGCGCUGCACCUCACGGGCGGCGUGGGCACACUCACGCUGUCCAACCGCUCCGUGGUGGCGCGCAACAGCGCCGGGGGCAGCGGCGGCUUCCUGUACGCGGACUUCUCGGUCCUGGCGCUGGUGGUCAGCGGCAACGCUUCCCUCUCCAACAACACCGCGGCAACCGGAGACGGCGGCGCGGUGCAUGCGCUGCAGGUGCGGCGGCUGGCGCUGCAGGAGGGCGCGGUGGUGUCGGGCAAUGUGGCGGGGCGCUACGGCGGCGCCUUCUACGUCUUCGAGCUGCUGGAGACGCUGGCGGCGGCGGGCGGCGCGACGCUGAGCGGCAACAGGGCUAUGUACGGAGGGGCGGUGUAUGCGGGUCUGCUGGUGCGCAACAUCUCGCUGACGGAGGGCGCCACCGCCAGCGGCAACACCGCAGCGUACGACGGAGGAGCCUUCAACGUGCAGGGCGACCUGCAGAGCCUGGCGCUGGGCGGCGGCGCCUCAUCACUGCGCGGCAACACGGCGGCGGCGGGCGACGGCGGCGGCGUGUACGUGCAGCGGCGGCUGGAGGCGCUGGCGGUGGGAGAGGGGGCGGCGAUGGAGGGCAACAGCGCCGGGGUGAACGGCGGGGCGGUGGCGGUGGCGGGGGAUGUGCGCGAGCUGGCCCUCACCGGCGGCGCCCGCCUCGCCCGCAACACCGCACGAGCCGGCGACGGCGGCGCCAUCCGCAUCGGCGGCGACCUGGGCGCCGCGCUGGUGUCGGGCGGCGGCACAGCGGUGGAGCACAACACCGCGGGCGGCGGCAGCCGCGGCUCUGGCGGCGGCGGCGGCUCCGGCGGCGCGAUCUGGGUCGGCGGCGGCGUGGGCUGGGUGCGGGUGGCGGCGGGGGCGGCGCUGCUCAGCAACAGUGCGGCGGCGGAGGGCGGGGCGCUGUACGUGGGCGGGGCGGAGCUGGGCAGCCUGGAGCUGGUGGGUGGGGCGGCGGCGGCGGCCAAUGCGGCGGGCAGUGCGGGCGGCGUGGUGUUUGCGGCCGGCGCCGUCGCCAACCUGACCGUGGCGGGCAACUGCUCCCUCAGCCGCAACAGCGCCGGGGCCCGAGGCGGCGUGCUGGCGGUGGCGGGCGGCGGCGGCGUGCGGUGGGGGCGGCUGGCGGACAGCAGCUUCGUGGGCAACCGCGGCGGCGAGGGCGGCGUGCUGCACCUGGCGGCGGCGGUGGGGUUCAGCGCCUGGGGCAGCCUGGAUCUGACGGGGUGUGUGCUCACAGGUAACAGGGCCACCAGCGGCAGCGGCGGAGUGCUGGCGGUGCCCGGUGGCGGUGCUAGCGGCGGCGGCAGUGCCGCUACUGCCACUACUGCCACUACUGCCGCUACUGCCGCUACUGCCACGGCGGCAGCGGGUGGCGCUGUGCCCGCGCAGCAGCCCAGCACCGGCAGUGGCGGCGGUAGCCCCACGCCACAGCCGCCACAGCUGCCACCUUCCACCUCCACUUCUUCUCCUUCUUCAUCUUCCUCCUCCGCUCCUUCUUCGCGGCUGGUGUUCCGCGGCUGUGUGCUGUCCGGCAACAGCGCGCGGGUGCAUGGCGGCGUGGCGGCCCUGGCGCGGCUGCCGGACCUGCUGACACUGGAGGGCGUGGAGGCGGCGGGCAACACCGCACUCAGCGGCUCGGGAGGAGUGCUGUACGUGUCGCCGGAGUCCAAUGUGCUGCUGCUUUCCUCCGCCACCACACCCGGUGACGAAGAGCAAGACCCACAAGACGCCGGCGCAGCAGAAGCAGCGGCGGCAGCAGCAGGCGGCAGCGGCAGCAGCAGCAGCAGCAGCAGCAGCAGCAGCAGCAGCAGCAGCAGCAGCAGCAGCAGCAGCAGCAGCAGCAGCAGCACGGCGGCACCGGCAGCGUGCGGCGGCGCCGCCGCCUCUGUGUCCCUGCUGCUACUGCGUGACGCCCGCCUGUACGGCAACCGAGCCAACAUGGACGGCGGCGCCAUCUACAUCCGCACCGCUGUUGCCACUACUGCCGCCGACACUACUGCCGCCGCCUGCAGCCGGUCAGAGGUGGACGUGCAGGCCACCGCCUUCACCGGCAACUCGGCUGGCGGCGGCGGCGGAGUGCUCUUCAUCAUCAACGCCCAGUCCGCCCCCGCAUCCAGCGGCAGUAGCAGCGGCAGUAGCAGCGGCAGUAGCACGCUCGCGCCCGGCAGCCUGUCGGUGCGCGUGCGGGGCGGCUCGCUGUUUGAGUCCAACACUGCGGGACUGAGGCAGCAGCAGCAGCAGCAGCAGCAGCCGGGUGGCGGCGGCGCGGCGGGCCGCUACGCCACCGCCACCGCCUACGCGGCCUUUGAGGCGGCGGCGCAGUCGGCGGUCAGCGGCUUCCGCGGCUACGGCGGCGCGCUGUUCGUCUGGCAGCAGCGCCCCGACCGCCUGCUGGCAGGCAGUAGCAGCACUAGCAGUAGCAGUAGCAGCAGCGGGGAUGGCAGUAGCAGUAGUGCGGGACAGCAGCAGCAGCAGCAGCAGCCGCAGGAGUGUGUGCUGGUAGUGGAGGACGCCACAUUCCGCGGCAACGCCGGCGGCGGCGGCAGUGGUGGCGACGUGGCGGCGUUCCUGUGCGCGGUGCGGGCGGCGCGCUGCCGCUUCGAGGGCGGCGGCGCGGCGGGCGGCGAGGGCGGCGCGCUGGCGGUGUGGGGCAGCCUGCGGGCGGAGGCGGCGUCAGCAGCAGGGAGCACCGCCAACGCCUCCUCAGACACGGCUGAUGGGGCGGUGGAGGCGGCCCGGCGCCGCCACCUGCAGGGCAGCGCCCCGGCAUGUGUGCCCCUGGGGCAGCAGCAGGUCCCUGCCGCCGCUGCUCUGCCCGCUGCUGCCGCCACCGCUGCCCCGCCGCUGCCCCCGCCGUUGCUGCUCGACCUGUCGGACUGCGCCUUUGUCAACACCUCGGCGGGCGGCGGCGGCGGUGCGGUGAUGGCGCGCGCGGCCGGCGCCGUCGUGCGGCUGACCCGCACCAACUUCACCGGCAGCCGCAGCAGUGGCGGCGACGGCGGCGCACUACUGCUGGAGCUGCUGGGCAGUGGCAGUAGCAGCAGUGGCAGCAGCAGCAGCAGCAGCAGUAGCAGCAAUGGCGGCGGCUGGGCUGCGCUGACCAACUGCUCAUUCGCCUCCUGCGCGGCUGCUGCGGGCUCGGGCGGCGGCGCCUGGGUGGCACUGGCGGCGGGCGCGCGGGCGGACGUGGCCGGCUGCGCCUUCACCGGCAACAGCGCCGCGCAGGACGGCGGCGGCCUCGCCUACCUGCAACUGCCGCCGCCGCCGCCCCCUACUGAUGGAGGGGAGGCUGGGCUGCGUGGGGGUGGGCUGAGCGUGGGGCCCCUGGGUGCGGCGGCGGUGGACGCGGCGUCUUUCACCGGCAACACGGCCCGGGCCGGCGCGGGCGUGUCGGCGCAGGGCUGUGCGGCGCUGCGGCUGCAGGCGACGGCGCUGGUGGCGGGCCGCGCCGCCACCCUGGGCGGCGGCGCGGCGGUGCUGGGGUGCGGCGCGGCGGUGGUGGAGGGCUGCGAGGUGCGCGGCAAUGAGGCGCUGGUGGGCGCGGGGCUGUAUCUGGCGGCGGCAGGCGCUGGGGACGGCAGUAGCAGCGGCAGCGGCAGUAGCAGCGGCAGUAGCAAUAAUGGCAGCAGGCGGCUGCAGCAGGCAGGCGGUCCGGCUACUGCUGCUGCCGCCGCCCCCGCUGUGGCGUUGCUGCUGCGCACCGCCCUGGACGCCAACAGCGCAGUGCCCAGCCGCACACAGCUGGCGCAGCUCGACUACGGAGCCCUGGCUGCAGCAGAGUCGGGCGGCAGUAGCAGCAGCAGCGGCAGUAGCGGCAGUAGCGGCAGUAGCAGCACGGGCACGGCAGGGGCUGCUGGGGGGAUGCUGGGGUCCGCUGCCGCCAACACGGUGGGACGCGGUGGUGCGCUGUUUGUGGGCGACGGCGUGGCGCUGGCGGUGGUGGGGUGCGGCUUUGGCGGCGCCAACCGCGGCCUGUCGGGCGCAGCGCUGGCGUCCGCACAGAGCUGCCCCGCCCGCCAAUCCUGGAGGGGCGGCGGUGCUGCUGGCGGUGCUGCUGCUGGCGGUGGUGAGGCUGCUGGCGGCGAGGCUGCUGUUAGCACUGCUGUCGGCGCCGCGGACUGGCUGGUUCAGUCGAUGGCAGCGAGCAGUGCGCUGCUGCUGCUGCUGCUGGCUCCCGCGGUGGGGGGCUCCAGUGGUGGGGCCGGCGGCGGCGGUGGGGCUCCUGGCGCCUGGGGCGACAAGGCCACUGCCACGGCGGCACUGCUUGCGGCGCUGGGUGACGGCCUGGCGGGCAGCUCUUCUUCCUCCGCCCCCGCCCCCGCCCCCGCCCCCGGCUCCGGCUCCUCCUGCGCGGCGCUGCUGGUGCGGGACUCGGCCCUGCCCCUGAGCGCGGAGGACGGCCAGGCCUCCGCGGCGCCGCUGUGGCUGCUGGACCCCGCCAUGUCGGCGGUGCUGGCCGCCUGCGACCUACCCGCCCACACCGCCGCCACUGGUGACACCACCACCUCCAGUUCCACUGCUGGCACCUCCAGUGCUUCUGCCUCUGUCCCGGCAUCCUCGCAGGUGGUGUCCCCGCAGGCGGCCCAGGCCCAGGCCCAGGCCCAGGCUCAGGCCCAGGCUCAGGUCCAGGCGCGGGCGCUGGGCUCCCAGGGUGCCGCCGACGUGGUGGCGGCGCUGCUGCAGUGCGCCCGCCGCACGCCGCAGCAGGCCGCCGCAGAUGACCCCGCGCCAAGUGCCGGAGGCGACGGCAGCGGCGGUGCGGCAGGCGCUUUCCUGGAGCUGCCGCCGAUGCGGCUGCGGCUGCGGGCGCCCUGUGAGCUGGUGGUGGGCGGCGGCGCGGCGGCUGCGGCGGCGGCGGCGGCGGCGGCGGCGGCGGCGGCGGCGGGUCAGCAGGCUGCUGGGCAGUGCGAUGCGGCGGCUGGGCUGAGUGUGCCUGUGGAGGCGGCCUUCUCGCUGGCGGUGCAACUGGUGGACGUCAACGGCAGGGACGUCACCUCGGCCGCCUACCCCUACACCGCCAGCCUGGCUGUGCGCGCGCUGCCGCCCGGCGGCUCCGCCCACAACACCAGCCUAGCAGACCUUGAUACGCUAUGCAGCAGCAGCACCGGCGCAGCCGCCGCAGCCGCCACAGCCGCCGGGCAGCAGCCGCCGCCGCCACCCGCCUGGUGCGACCCGCAGUUUGUGGCCGUGGAUUCCGCUGGCGGUGGCGGCGGCGGCGGCGGCGGCUCGGGGGCGGGCGGCGCGCUGACGUUGACGCUGGCUCGCGGUGGCGGCGUCUGGAGCCGGCUGGUGCUGCGGGGCUGGCCGGGGGAGUACGGGCUGUUCGUCAACGUGUCCGGGCGGGAGUGGCGGGUGCGGGAGCUGGCGCUGCCGCUGUCGCUGCAGGCGUGCCGGCUGGGGCAGACGCUGGACGCGCGUGCGGCGGUGGUGGGCGGCGUGGCCACCUGGACCUCCUGCCGCGCCUGCGACUCGGGGCAGGUGGGCCUGCUGCGAGACCUGCGCCCGCCCUACGCCGCCUACUACCGCGGCAGCGGCGGCGGCAGUGGUGGCAGCGGCAGCAGUGGCGGCGGGGGCGGCGGCGGCAGCGGCAGUGGCGGCGGUAGUAGUGGCGGCAGUGGCGUGCUGUCGGGGGAGGUAGCCGACGGCGGCGGCGAGGGCGGCGGCGCCAGCGGCGGCAACCUGACGGCGGCGGCGGUGCGGGCGGUGGCGGCGGCGGGCUCCUCCUCAUUCUGCAUGAACUGCCCCGUCAACGCGUUCUGUCCCGGCGGUGCGGUGGUGGUGCCUGCGCCCGGCUUCUGGCACUCCGCCGCCAACAGCUCCCGCAUACACCGCUGCCCCAACCCCGCCGCCUGCAGCGGCAACAGCGCCUCCCCCUCCUCCUCCUCUUCCAGCUCCGCCUCUGCCUCCUCCUCCGCUGACCUGGCCUACACCGACAGCCGCACCCGCGCCCUGGUCAGCUGCCAGCGCGACUGGUACGCCAGCGCAGUGCCCGGGGCAGCCCUGCUGGCGCGAUGGCGCGCCACCGGCGGCAGUAGCAGCAGCGCCGGUGGCAGUAGCAGUGGCAGUGGCGGCAGUAGCAACAGCAGCGGCAACGCGACCGGGCAGGACGACACGGGGCCGUGCCUCCUGUGGAUGGACGGUGACGUGGCAGCCAUCACCGGCAGUAGCAUCACCGGCAGUAGCAUCACCAGCAAUAGCAUCACCGGCAGUAGCAGUAGCAGCAGCAGUAGCAGCAGCAGCAGCAGUAGCAGCAGCAGCUACAGCCUGUACGGCGACAUGCUGUGCGCCCCGGGCUACACGGGCAACCUGUGCGCCGCCUGCCGGCCGGGCUACGUCAUCAACGCCGACUUCGACUGCAGCAGCUGCCCGCGCCUGGACCGCACCAUAGGGCUGGGCGUGCUGGCCUUCGCCGUGAACCUGCUUCUCAUCCUGUACACGGUGUUUGCCAACAUGGACAUUGGCGAGGACCCGGACGAGGCAAGCAUCGGAGACAUACUCAAGGUGAUCAUCAUCCACGCGCAGCACUUUGUGAUCCUGACGCGCCUCAACAUCGCCUACCCCGCCGCCAUCGGCGUGAUCAAGGGCACGCUCAGCACGCUGACCGGCGCAGAAGCCUACCUGGCCUUCAACUACGGAUGCGUGGUGGCGGGCCGCAGCAGCGCAGCGCGGGCGCAGGCCCAGCUGCUGGGCAACCUGGUCAGUCCGGUGGCUGUGGCCGCCGUGAGCCUGGUGCUGUGGGCGCUGCGCUACAAGUUCCUGCACCGCGCGCUGCUGCGCAAGGCGCCCGCCAUGCCGCGCUCCCACCUGCACAGCAGCAGUCGCCGCCGCAUGCUGGACGGCCUGGUGGCGGCGGCGGCGGCACUGGAGGAGCAGGAGGGGGAGGAGGACCUGGGGGAGGGAGAGGGGGCGGAGCGGGAAGGGGAGGAGGGCCAAGAGGAGUGGGAGGAGGAGCGUGGCGCCAGCCGCCAGUCUGGUGACGUGGAGACGGCGACGGCGGCGGCGGCCCUGGAAUACGACCACUGCAAUGCUGGUGCUGGUGGUGGAGGUGGAGGUGGAGGUGGAGGUGGAGGUGGAGGUGGUGGUGGGGGCGCGGCAGGUGUCGCUCUCACAGCAGCGGCGGCUGCGGGCGGCAGCGGCGCGGGUCCUGACAGCGCUGUGCUGCCAGUCGACGACGUUGGGGAGCAGGAGGAGCCGUGGCAGGAGCAGGUGGCGGCGGGGGAGGGGGCGCCUGUGCCGCUGCCGCUGCCGCUGCCGCCGGCGCAGGCAGGGGAGCAGCGCUGCCCCCGUACGCACCCCCAUCCCCAGUCCGAGGCGGAGGCGGCCACCCAGCAGCAGCCUGCUGCCCAGCCCCACCCCCACCCCCAGCCCGAGCCCGAGCCCGAGCCCGAGCCCGAGCCCGAGCCCCAGCCCGAGCCGGCCCUGGGCCUGCCCGUGGGUGGAUACCCCGACAUCUACCCGCACACCCACCACCCCUACCGGCCCGCAGCCGCCCAGCCGCCCGCUGCUACUGCCGCUGCUACUGCCGGCGCCGCUGCCGCUGCUACUGCCGGCGUCGGCGGCUCCCAGCAGCCUCCUGGGCUGUUGCAGGGCCUGUUGGGCUCCCUGCGCCGGUCCCUGACCCUGCCACGCCAGCAGCAGCAGCAGCAGCACACGCAGCCCAGCACCGACACAGCGGAGGCCGCGCCGCUGCCGCCGCCGCCGCCAGCAGAGCACGAGCCGCCGCGACCACCGCCACCGCUGCAGCUGCAUCCGCAGCUGCCGCCGCUGCCCCUGCGGGAGCGCCUGCAGCUGCAGCAGCAGCAGUACUACCCACCGCCACUGCAGCAGCACCCGCAGGAAGCAGCAGCAGCACACAGCACCGCGGCUCCAGCUCCGCCUGCUGCUGCUGCUACUGCUACUGCUGCUGCUACUGCUGCUACUGCUGCCAAUGCGGCACCUGCCGCUACUGCUACUGCUGCUGGCGGCGACGGUGGCGGCGGCAGCGUGUGGGACCGGCCCUCGCCGUUUGCGAUGUUGGGUGCGGGCGACGUCGAGGCGGUGGAGGGCCGCAGCAGCAGCCGCAGCAGUGUGCGGGUGCACGUGCGGCUGCCCGCAGCAGCAGCAGCAGCAGGCAGUGCCGCGCCGCCGCCGCCGCCGCCGGACAGCAGCAGCGCGGCGGCGGCGGCGGUGGUGGCGGCGGACUCCGCCCCUGCAGCCGCCGCAGCCGCAGCCGCAGCCGCAGCCGCAGCCGCAACGGUGUCCAGCUUCAUCGCCCUCCCCGCCAGCCAGCAGCACCCGCACGCGCUCCCCAGCAAGGCGCCCCAGCGCGGCCCCUCCCGCCUCGCCACCGCCACCACCACCACCACCACCACCACCACCUCGCGCACCCCCCGCCCCAGCCCCACCACCACCAACAUCAAGCCGCGCCUCAGCCUGCGCACCAGCGGCAGCGGCGCCGCCGACGCCGGAGAGCGCCCCAGCCGCCCCAGCCGCCCCAGCCGCCGCAGCAGCACCAGCGGCGGCGUCGCCGGCCCCGGCACGCCGCUUGCGGAGCUGCGCUCGCGGCCCGGCGCCGCCCUGCGCUACGCCUUCUCCACCGUGGUCCUGGGCCACGCGCCCACCAGCAGCAGCAGCGCCGUGUUCAUGAACAAGAACAGCCUGGCGGGCCGCAGCAGCGGCGGCCGCAGCAGCAGCAGUGCGGGCGGCGGAGGCCGCAGCAGUGCGGGCGCGGGGCUGGGCGGUGGCGGUGGCGGGGGUCUGGCUCUGGUGCAUGUGGACACGGCGCUGGGGCUGGUGCCGCAGCUGGGCAUUGUCAUGAUGGUGGCCGUGUUUGUGCUGUACCCCGCACUGGCCCAGGCCUCGCUCAGUGUGUUUUCCUGCAUCAUCAUUGACGACGGCGCGGGGCCGCUGGCGGCCAACCAGCUGGCCACCUGGCCCUGGGGGUACUGGGUCCGCGACAUGGGCAUGCGCUGCUACACGGGGCUGCACGCGGCGCUGUACGUCCCCCUGGGCGCCGUGUGCGUGCUGGCCUUCUGCCUGGCACCGCCCGCCGUGGCCGCCGCGACCAUGUACCGCCUGCGAGCCCAGCUGCCCGCCUUCCACACCCAGGCCGUGUACGGCUUCCUGUACAGGCGGUACAGGCCCAACUGGUACUUCUGGGAGUCAGUGCUGCUGCUGCAGACCCUGACGCUGGUUGCGGUGGACGUGUUCAGCCGCAGUGUUCCCACCCUGUACAAGGCGCUGCUGCUGCUGGCGGCACUCAUCAUCAUCUCCUCAGUCAACAUGGUGUGCAACCCCAUUCGCAGCCGCCUGGUGGUGGUGUUGGAGUUCAUCAGCCAGAUGGUCCUGUGCAUGACCAUCACCCUGUCGCUGUUCUUCAUCGACACAGACAGCGAGAGCGGCUACCUCAGCAGCGUCAGCGCGGGUGUUGUGGGCGUCAUCAUCAUCUGCCUCAACCUGGGCCUGCUGGCGCUCUUCACCGCCCUCAUGGUGCGCCGCUCCUGGGCCGGACUGGCCGCGCGGCUGCGGAGCGCAGCGGACUUCGCGGCGGUCAUGCUGGGCGGAGGCGGAGGAGGAGGCGGAGGAGGGGGAGGCGGAGGCGGAGGAGGGGAAGACGAAGGAGGCGGCGAGGACGGCAGCAGCAGCAGCGUUACCAGCAGUUGCCAUGGGCGGGGAGGAGGAGGCGGAGGGGGAGGAGGGGGAGGGAGAGGGCACGUGGGGGCCUCUCAGCAGCCCGAGGCGGCGGGCGCCCCAAGGAAGCCAAACGGCGGCGGCGGCGGCGGCGGCGGGGUCGAGCAGCAGCAGCACUGCUAUCACUCGGCUGCGGCGCCGCCGGCCCCGCACCGCCUGAGCGGCUCGGGCGUGGACCCCAGCAGUGGCGGCGCCGCCGCGGCCAGUGGUGGUGGCGGCGGCGGCGGCCCCGCUGCCGGCAGCAGCAGCAGAAGCGGGCGGACCACAGCAGCAGGCGAGGGCGGCGGCGGGUCGCGGCGGGUGUUGCGGCCGUGCGUGCAGCGGUCUGGCGCGGCGGAGGUGGGGCUGGAGCUGGAGGUGGUGGAGGCGGGGGCAGCCGUGGGGGGCCAAGGCCGUGCGGGAGCACAGGACGCCGCGGCGGCAGGCGACGAUGCACGACAGCAGCUGCAGGCUGCUGGGUCGGGGGCGGCGGCAGCGGCGAGCGGUGCACUGCCGCAGCCGUGGCGCAGUCCCGCCCAGCGCGCCGUAUACAGCGACAGUGGGGCUGGGGGCAGCGGCAGCGUCUGGCGGGGCGCCUAGAGCUUGGAUAGCAGUAGCGGCAGUAGCAGUAGAAAGAGGUAGCAGUAGUAUUGCCAUCAGCAGUAGCAGUAACUGGAGCAGGCACGCGCACUCGUCACACAGCAAUCAAGCAGUCGUGAGCUUGUCAGUACAGAAGCGGUAGUGACCUGCCGCUGGCGCAUGUGGGCUGUGGUAAAGGAACGAGGGGCGGAAUUCAAUUCGACUGCAUCGCGGCUACUAGGCUGGCCACGCAGCAUGCAUGGCCCAAUGGCGGAUUCGCUACUGUUGCUUGGUUACUUUUAAAUAGCGCUGUACAGGUGUGACAUAUAUAUGUGUGUGUGACAUAAGUGUUCUUGCCUUGCGUUGCGCCGUUGCAUUGCCCGCCGCAUACACGCAUACUUGCCUUGCAAUGCAGACAUGCUAGCUACCUCUGUGCAUACACACCGCUCAAUAUCUCCGGCGUCCGAAACUGUGAUGCUUCUUGUUUGUGCGUUGUGUGCGUGUUGCCAACUCAAAUGCCCGUCGCACUCGUGUGUGGCACCUGAUCCCAAUCUUGGAAAAAACACGGAAGCAGUCGGUUGGUGGUGCGUGUGGGGAUGGUUGCUGUUUAUUGCAUAUUUGCGUGUACUGUCCUUCAUCUAUGAUCACACAAUUGGGGUAUACGGUAGUAUUGGUUUGACACAAUUGUGUGGGAUAGGUGUCGUGCCAGGUCGUGCUGUGACGGCUGGGCGGCCGGGGCGGGCCUUCGGUUGGGGGUGGCCUGUACGUGUGCGCGUGCGUGCGUGUACGUGUUUGUGCGGAGGGCGGGAAACCCGGACUGUGGAUUGUGUCGGGUCAUACGGUUGUGGAAACCGGGCUGUGGCUGGCAGCAACUAAGUUGUGGCUUGCGGGGGGGGGGGUCGAGUUUGGAGACCUGUGCCGACAAUUAAGGUUGGGCCGGGGGGCCGUGUCAGAUGCGGUCGGGACCCGCCCCCGCGCGGCAACUCAGGUGUGCUCCGACGGCAUUGAAGAUUGCGCGCGGGGUUGGCAUCUAUCCACAACCUGGGUUCCCGACUUCAGCUGGGACCUCCCCUCAGGAAGGAGCCCAGGAGAUUACAUACAGGCCGGUCGGGGGAUGGCGGGCCGGAUGGGCGAGGUACCUGCCUGCGCUGACACCCCCGCCGAACUCCGCGAAUUGGAACCUCCUCCUUGACCUCCUCCUAGGGCGGUGGUUGACAGUAUGUAAGAUCAUUCAAAA
Molecule: messenger RNA, 17121 nt
Organism: Chlamydomonas reinhardtii
Lineage: Eukaryota; Viridiplantae; Chlorophyta; Chlorophyceae; Chlamydomonadales; Chlamydomonadaceae
Exons: 43
Coding region: 273-15905 (5210 amino acids)
Biological process (GO): double-strand break repair via homologous recombination; protein deubiquitination
Molecular function (GO): ubiquitin binding
Source: RefSeq, a predicted model, not a curated record